AUGCCAUCCCGCCAAGUCGAUGCGCAACCGCGCAUCACCAAAUUCACCAACUGUCGCAUCCUCAAAAACGGCCAACUCAUCGAGCAGGAUCUAUGGAUCGAUUCAUUCUCCGGCAAAAUCCUGCGCGACCAGGAAGCCUUUUAUGAGCUACACCUGUCUCCGGACCAGGUCAUCGACCUGAACGGGCGCAUUCUCGCCCCGGGGUUUAUUGACGUCCAACUCAACGGCGCGCAGGGCUUCGAUUAUUCAGUACCCCAAGCCACGCGCGAGGAAUACGAUGCCGGAUUCUUGGAGUCGAAUCGCGGUCUGAUCAAGACGGGCGUGACAUCCUUUCUGCCCACUACCGUGAGCACGACAGCCGAGAACUACCAAAAGGUUCUCCCCUCUCUUGCUCCCACCGGGACUCGUCGUCCCCACGAUGGCACAGAGUCGCUCGGGGCCCACGUUGAAGGGCCCUUUAUCAACCCGUCGCGCAACGGCAUCCACAAGCCUGAAGUGCUUAUAUCGGCAGCGCAGGGAUUCCAGGACAUUGUCGAUUGUUACGGCCUGGAAAACAUCCCCGAGGUCAAGGCCAGCGAAGAAGAUACCCCCCUUGCAAACGGACACGCCAACGGCCAAACCAACGGCACGUCCACCACCAAGCCGGCCAUCAAGAUGAUCACCGCAGCCCCUGAAGUCGGACACAUGACCAAGAACAUUCGCGAACUCACAGCGCGCGGCAUCGUCUACUCGAUCGGCCACUCGGACGCCACCUACGAACAGGCCAUGACGGCAGUCGGCCAAGGCGCCAUGAUGAUCACGCAUCUCUUCAACGCCAUGCGGCCCUUUUACCACCGCAACCCGGGCGUUUUCGGCCUGCUCGGCCAAAGCGACCUGCCCAAACCGUUCUUUGGCGUCAUCGCCGACGGAAUCCACCUGCACCCAACCUCCAUUAAAAUCGCAUACAACGCACACAGCGAAGGGCUCAUCCUCGUCACCGACGCAAUGCGCCUCUGCGGCUUGCCCGACGGUACAUAUGACUGGACCAACGGCGACCGCAUCAUCAAAAAGGGUGUGCGCCUGACCCUCGAGGGAUCGGACAAAAUCGCCGGCAGCUCUGCAACCCUGAUCGAAUGCGUCAACAACUUCCGACGCUGGACCGCGGCUUCCACGGCCGAAACCCUGGUCGCCGUCACCGCGACGCCCGCGCGCAUGCUGGGCUUGGAGAAAAUCAAGGGAACUCUGGACCACGGCGCCGAUGCCGAUCUGGUCGUGCUUAGCGAUAGGCUAGAUUCGUACAGCGGACCGACGCUGACGGUGGACCAGGUGUGGAAGUUUGGUGUCAAGGUUCACGAUACUGAUGAGAAGCCGGUGGUCAGCGCAAAGGUUUCGCAGUAG
Molecule: messenger RNA, 1377 nt
Organism: Talaromyces rugulosus
Lineage: Eukaryota; Fungi; Ascomycota; Eurotiomycetes; Eurotiales; Trichocomaceae
Exons: 2
Coding region: 1-1377 (458 amino acids)
Biological process (GO): N-acetylglucosamine catabolic process
Molecular function (GO): N-acetylglucosamine-6-phosphate deacetylase activity
Source: RefSeq, a predicted model, not a curated record